AACUGCAGUCGUAGGCAACAGGCAAGGGGUAUUGAAAUUUUCAAACUGUCUAAAAUCAAAAAAGGAUUUCUGCAAAAGUAAGGAAUUUGGAUUUUCCACUGGUUCUGUUCUCUCGGGCACUCUUCCUUGAUUAAUUUUAAACUGUGAAAAAAACUUUCCAAUACGACCACGGACCCAAAUUCAAUCCUCGCUUCGAACAAAAUUUGAGUUUGUUUUCACAAAAUGGAGUUGGAGGCAGCACCUUCGAACGUCGUUGAAAAGUCGCCCGCUUGCAUUGGGGUUCGUGUGGCGCGUACAACAUUGGUUGGUGAUGGAUACGCAAUUGUCGAGGACCAUGACAACGAGGGAGGAGAAGCCCUUGAAUGCAGAAUUCCACUGCCGCCGGGAAUAUGUAAAAUUUGUUUUUCUACUCCUGUGGAUAGUCUUUAACUUGAAAAACGAUUAAAAUCGAAUGUUUCACAUUCACAUUUUGCAGAAAAAAAAUUGUAAAACCUAUCAAACCUGCGUCAAAAUUAUAGUCGGUGGAGGAACACGCAAAAGAAAGCAUUUUUUGCCUUUGAUAUGAUACAGAGACGAAAAUCACGUUGUACGGUGUAACAACACCGAUGCCUUGUUUCCCGAAAGACAUUCCCGGUGAGAGGAUUGUUGAACUCUGACAAGAUUAGAUAGUACCAGUAGAAGCAAGUAGAGCAACAGUGCCUAUUAGUUAUCUUCAGUACCUGUACUGAAACGUAAUCCAACCACUUUCAGUCCUGCGUCCCGGCACUUGGGUCGGGUAUACACCGUCUGAUGAGAAUCUCGCGUUGGCCCAGGAGGGUGCGCCGAUCUGGGUGCGCAUUAGCUUGGGCGGAAAUGGAUAUCGUCCAGAGCCUUUCUCGAAUGAAAGACCAACUUUUCCAGCAAACAUUGGCACGCUUCGCAGGUAUGCCCCAGAUAACUCGGGAACUGCAUUUUUCGAGGUAGCGGAAAUCGAUCGCGACGUCUACGCGCACCAUUCGACAGCACUCAAGUACCAUUUCAUUUGAUGACAUGCACUAAAGGAUAUUUGCUACAGUGGUUUUAGAAAGAUGAUGUAGUCAUUUGUGAUGUAGACGUAGAGUAAAUAGAGACCGAUAUUCCUUCUAUAACUAUAUCAACUACGUGUAUGUGAGCAUUUUAUUCAAGCUCCCUCUCGUCCCACCCACUCAACAGUGUGGCUCGCAAGAUAUGUAGAGGAGACCAAGUGGCGUUUGAUUUGCACUUCAAUGCGGGUGGAAAGCCGCAGGUUUCUGUGCCAAUGUGGGGAGUUAUCGGGCAGGGUGAGCCAGAUCCAUCUAUGGUCCCUUCGCGAAGUGGCGGGCUCAUGAGCAUAGCGGAUACUUCGGAGACCGCAACAGUAUUGAUGUUUGGCAACGAAGAAACUUCAGCGCGGGAUCAGGGUGUGACGACCAUGGCACUAUUGACACAAGGUACGGCAACGACUAUGGGGGUGGGGCUGGCGCCGAAGGGAGCAGGUGCGCCAAAGAAGGGCAAAGGGGGUCUCCUGUUAGUGGGCGAGACGAUACGAGCUCCGACAGGCGCUAAAGUACAGCACAACCUCGGGACACAGCGGCUUCACGGGGUAGCUUCGGCGACGUCAACAGGGGGCAAAGGACCUGGACCAGGUGGAGCAAACUACAAUGUUGCAGCAAGUACAGUGCAAAGUAAUAGUACUCUUUUCGGUCGUACCGCAACGAAUAACAGCUUGAAAAACUCUCCUCGAACAACUGCAGUUCAGAACAAACAGCUCGUACUCCCUUCAGCUGCCACAAGUAUGCGUCUCGCGGCUGACACGUUUCCCCUUGAACAACUCGAGACUAUGGACUUCUUGGGUGUUCGCAUGGGCACUUUAACGGGCGAAUUCACACCGGACGGGGAUCACCAGAUUAUCAUGACCAUGGAGCAGGAAAUGAUUUUCGUAGAGAAUAGCCUCCUCGCGGACUAUGACGUCGCGGCUGGUCAGGAUAUAGCAUUCAACGUCGCGCACAACGACCAAGGAAACCCGUUAGUAUUUUCACAUAAACGUGCGAAACGAACUACAACUACCUUGCCCUUCAUUUAUUCGAAUCGUUGAAUGAACAUGAACAAAAAGUACGACUACCAUGAAAACCUGCGUUCGAGUUCGUGUUGUUGAUUGAGAUCAUGUGUGGUCAUUCAAAUAUUGUACGUAGUGCUAGUGGUAAUACUAAUAGAAUCCGAUAAUCGGGAUUGGCAUGUAUAUCUAGUAUAUACGAUUUGGUCUUUUCUUCAACUGCACUACAGGUUGACAUAGCAAUGCCGAUGUGGAUGUUGUCUUCGCCGUUUAAGACAAACGACGAACCGCGGUUCGGCAGUUAUGUCGGGAAGGUCCACAAUUUCUCAUCCGCUGGAAACGCGUUUGUCAAAUGUGACGCGCUUCGGAAACUGUACGAUAAAGACGCCUUCGUACAUCAGAAGGUGGUCCAUAUAUGCGGGUUGGCACUUUUACGAAGAUCUAUAACCUGUUACUGUUCAUCUACUCGUUCUUGUUUCGGUUUCCGAAACACAAUUUCGAUUUUCACUAUCUAGUUGAGACGAAGAGUAAAAUCGAAAUUCACGAAGGCAUAAGACCUACGUAGCUAGUGCUAGUACAACUAUGAGUUGCAGUGGGACACUGACAGUGACACACACAACUGUAUCUCCAGUAGACUGAUGUGAGAAAAUCUCCUCUACCAUAUCUAUUUUUUUGCUUCUCUACUAGAACUAGAAGUAGUGAAGCUCAAAGUGAAUUUUUCAACUUGAGAUGAAUCAAAUCAUGCUUCGCUAAUGACUGGCGAUGUUAUCUAUUUUGACAUCCAUUUGAACGAGAGUCAGAGUCCUCAAGUCAGCGCUCCAGUCUGGAUAAAAUGCGAGAACGGCGGUCGUGCUAAACGCUUGGAACAAGUAGCGGCGCAGAACAGUUUGCAGGAGAUGGCACAAGGACUCCACAUGAAUACGACAGCGGAUCAUACCAGUGUGACUCGUGGUGCGACAAUGCCGAUGGUAGCUCCCGCAACACAGAGUUCUCGAACAAUUCGAGCACAUCAACUACCGCGUAGUGCCAGCUCAUCUUCGAGCGACGGUCCGUUGGUACCUGGCUUGACGAUUGAGGGAAACUCAGUGAUGUGGGAGUUGAUGGGGUGUCAAAACGGCUCAAAGCAAGCACACAUGGACCCAGCUGCCUUUGAGCAUGAGGGCCGACUGCAUAACGUCAACAAAAUGGGCAACGGAUAUAUCAAAAGCCAAACGUAUAGAGGCGAGGCUGACAUCUUCGUCCAUAGUAAGGUGGUAGAGCGGUGUAGUCUUCAGGUUGGCGACACAGUUCGAUUCAACAUACACAUUAGCAACGCGGGAAACCCUCAAUGCAGUGCCCCGGUGCUCAUAGGAAGGCAAGGUGCUGUGGCCCCUAGUAGGGGGAUUGGUCUUCCAAAAGCCGCUGGCCUUCACGCCACUGGUUCUUCUGAGCUGAACUUGGAUAACCCCUACCUGAGUAGUGAGAUUGAUGCGCUGCUCGAGGGAGCAGACGACCUAUAUACGCUGGGUGGCGGCAGUACGGAAAACAACGGGCAACAGCAUGGAGGAGCCCUUAGUCAGGUCACCACGAAUACCUUCUCAGACUUCGGAAUCAAGUCUCGCAUUGUUGGGGAUGGUGGCUUGCUCGGAUCAACUACGUUGAAGCAAGACUAUACCACUGGUGCAGCAAAUCAAAUGAAAAAACUGAAGCAAAUAAUACCACUACCGGGCACGCAACGCAACCUAGAUCCCUUAAAGCAAAUUAAGCAGUUUCCGCUAAGCCAAACCCAAAAAGCUGCAACUUCCGCUCCCGCACUUUUCAAAAAAGUCCCAUUGUUUGGCACUGCCGCGACCCGAAGACCCAACCCAUACUAAACAAUAACAAGAUGAUGUGAAGAAUGAGCAGUUUCAUAAGUCGACUAUGUCAAGAGGAAAGAGACGUCUUAUUUCUUGUAGUAUGCAAUGAUGGUAGACGAGCAACUCAUUAAUAUAACUGUAUCUUCGUCUCUGGGUACUACUUUGAUGAUUACAACGCCAACGCGGGAAAGCCGCAAUCACAACGUUCGACGCAAUCACAACCUUGUCAUUGCAUGAAUGAGCAGCUCGAUAGUUGUCCUGUCCGACCGCACUCUGUGUUAGAACAGAGAAGCGUCUUCACCAUCAGCCGCCGUAAACUUUUCCAAGACGAAUGAACGCACUGUGGGAAGUAAAUCCAAUGCAUCCUUCUUGAUAU
Molecule: messenger RNA, 4261 nt
Organism: Amoebophrya sp. A25
Lineage: Eukaryota; Dinophyceae; Syndiniales; Amoebophryaceae
Source: the annotation of a GenBank genome assembly